Messenger RNA from Rotaria sp. Silwood2, 531 nucleotides. NCBI's taxonomy places the organism in Eukaryota, Metazoa, Rotifera, Eurotatoria, Philodinida, Philodinidae. The record is from the annotation of a GenBank genome assembly.
AUGAAUCACAAGCUACAGAAAACUCUGUUUCGAAGUUCAAUUGGUCUUAACGAAUUGAUGUACACUAAGAAAUUCACCAUCAAUAAAAGUUUAGAAGACUUCACUGUAUUUCCGGUUAGAUGUAAAAUAUCGAAGACAUUAUUUGAUUGUCCUUUGAGUGGUUCAAGUGCACUUGAACAUGAUGAAACUUAUCUCUUUCGUCGAGAUACAUCUUUAACUUCGUUUCAUAUUAUUAAUUAUCUUUUUCGUUCAUCAUCAACAACAUAUAAUAAUUCUAGUAAUGCUUAUUAUUCUCGUCUAGUGGAAUUAAAUAUUCCUGAUCCAUUACCAUUAGAUGUUGCUGUUAUUGAUGCAUCAAUACUUCUUUAUGGUACAAUAUUUAUUCGUGUACCAAAUAAACAUCGUUUAAAUAUGUUACAACAUUCUAUUGAUAGAAUUAAUCAAUCAAAAAGUGUACAACAAGAAGCUGUACAAGUUAAUAUAUUUACAGCUAUUUUAAUAGCAUUAAAAACUUUAGCUAAAACCAAAUAA